Danaus chrysippus (African queen) is the source of this 288-nucleotide messenger RNA. The record is from the annotation of a GenBank genome assembly. NCBI's taxonomy places the organism in Eukaryota, Metazoa, Arthropoda, Insecta, Lepidoptera, Nymphalidae.
AUGUUUAUUUACGAAUCUUACCUAAUGACAAAACUGUUGGUUUUUACAGAAACACGACCACAACGCAAAGAUUACAAUCAGCUGUCAUCAAAUGAGAAGCUUGACAACAGACAAAUAGAGGAUAUACACAUUGAAGAGGCCGACGUGGAUUCAGAUGCAAGCAGCACAGACUUGGACGAGCGAGACACACGCGGCGUCUGCCCUCCCUGUGCGCAUGAUCGAUAUAACAACAACGUUCGACGGCACACCCAUGAGGAAUACAGCGAUGAUACUGAUUAUGGUGAAUAA